AUGGCAGCCAACGACGACCCUGCCAUCGACAAGCUCAGACAACUCGUCGCCCCAUCCAAUGCCAGUGUAGAUCCGACUACAGUGCGAGUCCAGGCCACCGCCCUCGUCGCUCGUCUCAAGGCUCUCAACCGCAACGCCAAUGCUGCAACCCGUGCUCACAAGCAGGCCACGACUGAGGCAAGACAGGAAAUGGACCAGACCCAUCUUGGCCUACAAAACUUGCUUUAUGAAAAGCGCCACCUCGAACGUGAGAUCGAAAAGUGUCGUCAGUUUGCGUCCAUUUAUCAGGACGUUCCCCUACAUUCGCUUGAAGAGUUCCAGCAGAUUGCACCGCCAGAAGCGCGAACGGAGGACGUCCUAGACAACCCUCAUCAGUUGAUGCUGAACCGCCUCAGCUUCGAACUCGCCGAACGUCAGAGGCUCGAUCUCAAACGGAAAGAACUCGUCUUGCUUAAGGAGGAACUCCUCAAACAGAGUAAAGUCAAGUCUACAACGGUAGAUAGCGUCAAGUCCCAAAUUGAUGCUCUUAUGAAGACUGCGACAGAGAUUCAAAGAAGGGUCGACGAAUUGGUUCCCCCAUUACCACCAUCGGCCGACCCAACUUCUGCUCCUGGCUAG
Molecule: messenger RNA, 618 nt
Organism: Pisolithus orientalis
Lineage: Eukaryota; Fungi; Basidiomycota; Agaricomycetes; Boletales; Pisolithaceae
Product: Fms-interacting protein-domain-containing protein
Exons: 4
Coding region: 1-618 (205 amino acids)
Biological process (GO): mRNA export from nucleus; positive regulation of DNA-templated transcription, elongation
Cellular component (GO): THO complex part of transcription export complex
Molecular function (GO): mRNA binding
Source: RefSeq, a predicted model, not a curated record